UGCGCAUUGAAAGUCUCAUGAGAAAGCACCGCGCUGUUUGUUAAGAAUAUCGAUCAUCGAUAUGUACAUGUUUCGUCCCUUUACAUGACGUGGCCUCUUACAUUUUAUGUGAUCCAUCUCUAGGGUGUUGUUUGAGCAGUUAUACAUCGCGAUGGGUGCGCUGGGGAACAGUCGACGUGGUGGACGUUCGCCAUCUUUGCUUGUGGCUGCUCUCAUUGCCUGCAUUCUUCUGCUUGGCUUCAACUAUUGGGUCUCAAACUCAAGAAACAUUGAGCUACAGAGCAAGAUUUUGGAGCUGGAAGAUCGCAUGAGGCUGCUGGCUGCAGACAGAGAUAGAGAGCAUCAGAUUAAGAUGAAGGUGGAGGAUGAGAUGCACAUGCAGAACAAGAGGAUGGGGUCAAUAGAGGAAACACAUCGUAGACAACAGGAUACCGCACUGAACAACUGGAAACAGGAGAAGGAAAUUCUGAAGCUCAACAUUUCGUCCAGUGCUAAAACAAUGCAGGAAAUGAAGAAUCAUAUGAAGAAAUUAUUGGAGGAUCUAAGUAAGAGGCAAAAUGAGCUGAAGUCCUGUCAAAGUAAUGCGGACAUGUUCAUGACUCAGUGUAACAAAAAAAUUGCGACCAUGGAAGAGAAAUGCAAUGAGAAAACUGAAGAGUCAAAACUAGAAGAGCAGAAUGCUGAAAAGGAACCUGCACCUGUCGCUCCACAGGAUGUUGCCGGUUCUGCACAAACUUUGGGUGCAAAAGACAAAGAUAUUCCUGCUACAAACCAUUCAGACAAAAAUGGCAGCAAGCCAGAACUGGAAUCACGUACAAAAGAAGUUCAGGACCAGAACAAUGAAAACCUUGCUGCUGUGAUUAUAGGAAAAUCAACCACCCCAACCUACAAACAAACAAAUAAGAACCAAACUCUUGAGAGACCAGACAGUAAGAAAGAUCCAGAGGCAGUGAUGGACAUCAAAGGAGAAUCCUUGAAGACGGAUACUCUGUUGGAUGAAGCAGAAAUUAUGGAGCCGAAAGAUGAUGACAUCGGGCUUGGGAAUGGGAAUGAGGAAAAAGACAGAAUUGGAGAAGGGAGGGAAGAAGAUGAUGUCAUAAUGUAUGACAAUGAGAGAGAGAUAGAAAAACAGCUCUCCAAGAUUAAAGAUGAAAAUCAAGAUGCCGGACAGGAUCUAGAGGACGAAAUGGCCAACUAUAACGGUGAUGACGACAACCAACCAGAGUCUGAGGAUGAGAAACAAGCAGAACUCACGGGGAUGUAAUAAACGCACACUCCUGAUCACACAAUGUGCCUGCUGAUACACUCCCCCCAGAUGGACUCCCUAACAUAUCAUUGGCCGGAGUGACAGUUGUGACCCUUUCCAUGGCUCGACAGACGUUUAUAUGAUGGGAGGGUUAAACUUGCUGUAAUGAUGGUAUUUGAAUUUGUGCUGGGUUAAUACUGCACUACUGUGUAAUGGAGGAUUUGCACCACACAGAUUUCAUGUUAAAACAGAAACUUUCAUAUAUGUUACAAAGAUAAGCCUGGUACAAUAUUCCAUUACUAGUACCGACUUUAGAUGAAACUUGAAUGUAAUGAACUUCUGUGAAAUCAAGUUGUCAAAUCUUGCCAUAAACUAAAGAUGCUUAGCUCUUGUACAAAACAGAAAUGCAGAAGCUAAUAUAUGUAUGCUUUAAAUGAUGCUUUUAUUUAAUGUGACUUACAUUCCGGGCAGGCUAUACAUUUUUAUCUGUGCAAUCCCUGGGAGUUGAACCCGUGACUUUGCUAGUGCCAUUGUUGACCAGUUGAGCUACCAGUUAGCCACAGAAAAAACUUUUAACUUUAAAUUGCUUUUGUUUUCUGUUGUUUUGAUAUUACUGUUUUGAAGCUGAUGACAUGAUAUUUGACUUCGUGAAAAACAAGAAUAUUUUGUAGAUUAAAGGACUGUUCAUCGAGCUGUCCACAAAUUUACUGUACCUCAUUAAAUACAGCACAUUCUAGUCUUUUAUUUGCUGUAAGGUUGUUUCUUGUAUGUUGAUUUUUCAUGUUAAGGACUGUUUUUAAAAAUGUAGUUUCGUGACAAAUUUGUGAUCUCAAAAUAAGAAAUAAACAUUUUAUUUGCAUUUA
Messenger RNA from Triplophysa dalaica, 2109 nucleotides. It is a transcript of the gene golm1, whose product is annotated as golgi membrane protein 1. NCBI's taxonomy places the organism in Eukaryota, Metazoa, Chordata, Actinopteri, Cypriniformes, Nemacheilidae. Gene Ontology annotation, cellular component: Golgi apparatus. The record is from RefSeq and is a predicted model, not a curated record. The transcript has 10 exons. Bases 152 to 1264 code for a protein of 370 amino acids.